Rosa rugosa (rugosa rose) is the source of this 4609-nucleotide messenger RNA. RefSeq lists its product as uncharacterized. NCBI's taxonomy places the organism in Eukaryota, Viridiplantae, Streptophyta, Magnoliopsida, Rosales, Rosaceae. Gene Ontology annotation, molecular function: DNA binding. The record is from RefSeq and is a predicted model, not a curated record. The transcript is spliced from 2 exons. Bases 483 to 1709 code for a protein of 408 amino acids.
GGAGGAAAUAUCUUGGUUUCUAUGGCUUUUUGACCACCAUGACCAUAAUGAUGUCUUUUAACUUUUUCGUAGGCUUGGAGUUCAGUUUUCUCACAACAAAGUUUGAAUGAGGCCAUAGUACCUCUUUGCUUUUAUCUGCUACCAAAGCACUCAUGCUCCAAGUCUCCAACCACAUCAUGAUUCUAUUUGCAAUCAUAGCUGGAUACACCCAAAAACCCAUCAAGUCAUGUUUGUUCACACUUCACACAGUACUUCACAAUAAUUCUAAAUCUACCUAUAUGGCUAUAUCUAUCACUCUCUCGUCUCUCCUAUAACUUCUGAUCACUAAAUUCACAGAGCAAGCCAUAAACAAAGUAGAGAAAGCAAAGACUGUGAAGAAUUGGAAGAGAUGCAAGCUGGAGCGGAGAAAAAGAGUUGAAGACUCAAUACAAUAACAAGCUUGGUUGAUUUUAAGCUCUACAAGUUGUCUAGUUUUUUACAUAAUGGCAAGUUCUGACCCUGUGGGGAGCAAAAAAGACCCAACUUGGAAUUAUGCUUUUCCAUAUCAAGGCCAAACUAAAGGUACAGUAUGCAAGUUUUGUAAUACGGUCAUAAAGAGUGGUGGUAUCACUCGAUUUAAGUUCCACUUGACUGGAUUAGAUCCUGCCAAGAAUACACGAGUUUGUGAUAAGGUGCCACCAGAAGUUCAAAAAUUAGUAAAAGAAUGGAUGAGGAGAAAAUGUACUGCAAAAUAUCAAAAGGAUUCAAUAAUCCGUGAUACUCGAGAAGAAUUUCGAUCAGGGUUAUCACAACAAUUGAACUCUGAAGAUGAAGAUGAAGGUUUUGUAGGUCAGCAUGAUGUAGAUCCCCGUGAUUAUAAAGCUGCUAUGAGAGCAUCAAGACAAUCAGAAUGGGAAAGGGAGCAAGGUAUAAGUAGAGGUGUUUCAGGGCCUGGCGGGACAAGUCGAAGCCAACCAAAAUUUGAUAGAUCAAAAAGUGUACGACAAGAGCAUGGAGACCAACCUCAAGCUUCAUUCCCACAGUCACUCUAUAAAUCCAAUGCUGCAAAACAAAAGAGCAUCAUUGACUCCAUGUCAAUGGGAAGCCUCAAGGAGAAGCUUGGUCGAUUAUGUGGGAAGUUUUUCAUAUAUACCAAUGUCCCUGCGUACAAAGCGGAAUCUCAUGAGUACAAAAACAUGAUAAUUGGAGCACAAGAGUGUCCAAAUGUUCCUCCGCCAAGUUCGUUUCAGAUAAUGAACAAAUAUUUGCCCAUGGAACAUAAGGAAAUAACUGAAUAUAUAAAUAGCCAAAGAAAAAUGUGGAAAACAUAUGGCUGCACCAUAAUGGCUGAUGGGUGGUCCGGUCCAACAAGAAUGCAAGUUAUCAACUUCAUGGUUUACUGUAAGGGUAAGACUGUGUUUUUGAAGUCUGUCAAUGCAUCAAGUGAUAUAAGGGAGCACAAAUACCUUGCCAAGCUAUUUAAAGAUGUCAUUGAUGAAGUGGGGAAGGAGAAUGUGGUUCAAAUAUGUACCGAUAAUGACUCAGCAUUUGUGAAGGCUGGUAAAACAUUAUCAGAACGUUAUAACUUCUAUUGGACUCCAUGUGCUGCACACUGCAUCGACUUAAUGUUUGAAGAUAUUGGUAAAAAGAAAAAGGUAAGUGAUGUGAUUACUAUUGCUAGACUCGUGACUGUAUAUGUAAGACCUCGGAAAUUUGUUAUUAAUUCCUAAAUGUUUCCUGGGAUUAAUAAAGUGUUCAUUCGUACGAUUUCGUGGUUCGAGGGUGGAGUGGAAUUAUUUUCGGACGAAUAAUUAUUCGAAGUUCACGUUUUAGGGGGUUCACAAAGGUUGACUUUUUAUACGUUUAGAUUCUGUGAGAACUUCCUUCAUGAAAGUUGUAGAGCGCGUCGAUACGAGUUCGUGGACAUGCGGAACGCGGAAAUCGGAGUUCUUAUGAAGAAGUUAUGGUCGUCGGAAAAACUUUCCAUUUUGGUAUAUAUGGGAUUUUUCCGAAAAAUAUCAGAAAAUCUGAAGUUUCCAUUUUGGGAAACUUUUUCUCUCUCUUCGGUCCCGACCCCGUUUCGCCCUCUUCCCUUCGCCGGCCGAUUUCUUCACCGUCCGGCCACCAAUCGGCGCGAUUCCAAAGGGAAUCCUGCUCUCCUCAGUCCCCUCUACACGUCUGUACGUGGUGGUUAUUCGUCAUGGGAAGCACCGUACACGGCGGUACAAGGCCGAGAAGUGGAGCUGCCGACGUUGAAAUCGCCUCCGUGGGUUCUUCCUCCUCCGGCCACUAUAGCUCGAGUUCUUUGAGGUAUUUUCUUGCCCAGAGGACGUAGAUGCUUCCCUCCAAGCGGCUUGCAACGAUUCAAAGUGUGGAGGUCGAAUUUUGAAGAUUGGGAUUCUAGGGUUCAUCGGUUUUCAAAACUUGCGAGGUAAAUUCCGGCCAAAUGGCUUUGAUUCAGACUUUGUGCUAGUUAUGAAUGUUUCAAUUGGAGUUGAGAUGAAGAACUUUGAUGUUGGAAGCUUUGUCAAAUUUUGACUUUGGUUUGGUGGCGGUGCCGCCACUGUGGUGGUGGUUUCCGGCGGCUUCCGGCCACCUCUGGGGCAGUUUCUGCUCCUCAGUGCGAUCUACUCGUCGAUACGAGCAUUUCGAUAUAUAGUUUGUAAUUUUUGGAAAUCGUAUGAGCAUGUUAUGAAUUUUCCAAGUUUUAGGGUUUUCGGUUCGAUCGGUUUUCGAUCCGUGAGGAUUCGGCCGUCCAAUUGACUUGUAGUUUUGUUAUAUUGAUCGUAUAAGUAUUCCGGAGGCCUCUGGUGGUCUCGGAUGAAGUUUCGCCUCGAUUGGCAUUAUUUUUGGGGAUUUUAGUUCAACGGGGGUUUGAACUUUAAUCGUUUUCGAUCCGUAUACUAAGUUGUGAUGCAUUUACUUAGGUAAUUGAUGGAGUGUGUUCUGUACUUUAUCUCGGCUGUAAGAGAAGACGCAGCGGGAUUUAGAGGUGAGUAAAUCUCACGGUGUUUCGGUUGAUAAAGUAGUUAAUUUGUAAAACUAUAGUUGGUAUUAGUAGCAUUCCUGAGCGGGUGACUACGUAUAUAUAUAUAUAUAUAUAUAUAUAUAUAUAUUUACGUGGAAUAUAUAUAUAUAUUGGUGCAGUUAGGUAAUGUGGUGGAAUUAACAUGGUUUUGUGAGUUCGAUGUUGCUAUUGUUGUGAUUUAAUUUUCUAAGGGAAAUGAAUGAAGUUUGGUUGAUUUGGAAUGGAAACAAUUUUGUUUCGAUGUUUCGUAUUCGAGAGUUUUACUUGUUUAAUUGUGCUGAUGGUUUAAGGGGUGAAAACAAUAUUUCGGAAUUGAUUUCUAUAUUGUUUUGAAAUGGGAGUUGAGCUUUGAAAACAAUAUUUGUUGCAGUCAAUUAUAUUGUUUUGGAAAGUGUUGAGGUGGUGUAACAUUUUGAGUCUUGCGUGACUUUUUAUAUGUUUUGGUCUUUGUACCGAGGGUCACAGUAGUGACCGAGGGUGGUUAUCGGAAUCAUGCCCUUGGCCGGGGUAUGGUUACGACUCAGUUAGAGCUCUAGUCUGUCCGCCAUUGUAUGUCAUGAUGGGUAACAAGCAGGUUACUUGCAACUCAUGAGUACGUGUUUUUAAAAGAGAAUUUGGGAUGUAUUCUUCUUUUAAAUUGUCCAAGGAGGGACUUGAAUUUCAUAUUUAAAAUGGGGAGUUGAAUUUAAUAUGAUUUUGUCACUUUAGUGAUGUAUGUUACCCUUAAGAGGUAAGGAUGUCGAGUUUUGAAAACGAGUCAUUGUGGGAUUCGUUUAUUUGGAGUUGAAGGGUGAUUUCUUGGUUUUGUCAGAAGUUGUUUGAUUUCUUUAUUUAUUUUCCUUUUUCAUUCCAUUAUUGAUUUUUAAGUAAUCUCCUGAACUAAAUUUUAUGCAGGGAUUACUAUGAUUUUAUUGGUUGUUUUAAUGUAAUUCCCUGAACUAAAUUGUAUGCAGGGAUUACUAUGAUUUUUAUUAUUUGUGUUAAUGUGAUCUCCUGAACUAAAUUUAUAUGCAGGGAUUACUAUGAAUUCUUUUGUUUGUUUUCAUGUGAUCUCCUGAACUAAGUUUUUAUGCAGGGAUUACUGAUUUUGCUUAAUUCUUAUUGUGGGUACAGUUGUGGGUUGUGAUCUGUAGUGAUUGAUAAAUGAGUUGGGAUGGCAUGAUUUUGGCAACCGCGUUAUGUUGAGGGAAAUGAGUAUGAUUUCCAGGUUGUGCCGUUGAGGCAAAGGAAUAGUGAUCUAAUAGUUUGUGGGGACGUAAAAUGUUAAAAUAUUGGGAGUUAUUUGUAUAGUUGGAGAUUUUGGGAAGUGAGAUAAAAUGAAUUGUGAGACAGAGCAUGUGGGUUUUAGUUGGGUUGAAAUUAUUGAGCAUGAUAUUGAUUUAUUUGAACUUGAUGCUUUUGUUGUGAUAAUUGCAUAUUGAUUUUGUUAGACUAAGAUGGUGAAAGCAUGUAUUUUGUGGAAUUAAAUAUUGUUGCUUUAAUUAUCUCACGAGUUGAGAAAUUAUAAGCAUGAGUGACGUGAGUCACUUUAUUUGAGUUUACUCAUACGGGCUGAAAAGCUUAUCGGGUUUGUUGUUUACAUUCCCGGUGCACUAUUCUAUG